AUGCUUUGCCAGCCAAAGAGAUUCAAGGAAAAGAGAAAGCAGGAAAUUGCUUCCGAUUACACUGUGAAGGUGAACGAUGAUGAAUCUAUUCUUCAACAACUUUAUUAUCGAGAGGAAGACACAACUGUAUUUGAAAAUCAUAGCUGUUCGGACCAAUGUUUGACCGUACCUAAAGACUACCAACACUACACCAUUUCAACCUUGAAUCGGGUUGUGCCUGAAGGAAGUAAUUUGAAUCAAUAUUUGGAAGAUGAAACAGCGAGAACAGAAGGCAUGUUGAUACCUGUUGCAAAAGCCAAGAGAGUUGAACCUGCACAUGCUCUGGCUCGACGAAGAAAGCAAAGAAAUAAAUGA
Naegleria fowleri is the source of this 354-nucleotide messenger RNA. RefSeq lists its product as uncharacterized. The record is from RefSeq and is a predicted model, not a curated record. Bases 1 to 354 code for a protein of 117 amino acids. NCBI's taxonomy places the organism in Eukaryota, Heterolobosea, Eutetramitea, Acrasida, Naegleriidae. The transcript has a single exon.